ACUCCAGUCUGCGACGGGUAAACUCGCGCAUGUGCAUUGGCCUUCGGUCGGCAGAAAGCCAUGGCUUCUUUAUGCGUAGAGCUUUGGGUUAUGUGACGCACUGUAUUUCUGGCUCUCGUACCACACUAUUCUGUAAACUGGGGAAGCGAAGCCCAGAUGUUGGAAGCAAUUAUUCUAGGAUAUCAAGAGCUUGAAGCAAGUAAUUAAUCAAACCUCAGGGCAGAGAACCGAGCGUAAAGCCACUGGGAGCCAGUACUCGAGCGCAGCUCCGCCCCUCUUUUGGCGAAGCUACGAGGUCUGACCCUUCCCGCCACCUGUCGCGCAGCGGGGCAAGCGCGGAAGGCUGGGCGGGCAGCGCGCCGCUAUGGAACCGGACGGGACCUACGAGCCAGGCUUCGUGGGUAUUCGAUUCUGCCAGGAAUGCAACAACAUGCUUUACCCCAAGGAAGACAAGGAGAACCGCAUUCUGCUUUACGCGUGCCGGAAUUGUGAUUACCAGCAGGAGGCUGACAACAGCUGCAUCUACGUCAACAAAAUCACACACGAAGUGGACGAACUAACCCAGAUCAUCGCUGACGUGUCCCAGGACCCCACGUUGCCGCGGACUGAAGACCACCCAUGCCAAAAGUGCGGCCACAAGGAGGCGGUGUUCUUCCAGUCACACAGUGCCCGGGCCGAGGACGCCAUGCGCUUGUACUACGUGUGCACGGCCCCACACUGCGGCCACCGCUGGACCGAGUGAACCACCCUCCCCUCGUGUAAUAAAUGCUGUGUUCUGUGCGUGCA
Messenger RNA from Sus scrofa (pig), 786 nucleotides. It is a transcript of the gene POLR2I, whose product is annotated as RNA polymerase II subunit I. The record is from RefSeq and is marked validated. Gene Ontology annotation, molecular function: DNA-directed RNA polymerase activity; nucleic acid binding; zinc ion binding. Gene Ontology annotation, cellular component: RNA polymerase II, core complex. Gene Ontology annotation, biological process: maintenance of transcriptional fidelity during transcription elongation by RNA polymerase II; DNA-templated transcription; transcription-coupled nucleotide-excision repair. Lineage: Eukaryota; Metazoa; Chordata; Mammalia; Artiodactyla; Suidae.